Messenger RNA from Brassica oleracea var. oleracea, 1072 nucleotides. RefSeq lists its product as uncharacterized. Bases 107 to 814 code for a protein of 235 amino acids. Gene Ontology annotation, biological process: DNA alkylation repair; regulation of DNA-templated transcription. The record is from RefSeq and is a predicted model, not a curated record. Gene Ontology annotation, cellular component: nucleus. Lineage: Eukaryota; Viridiplantae; Streptophyta; Magnoliopsida; Brassicales; Brassicaceae. The transcript is spliced from 8 exons.
CUAUUUAUAUUCAUUUCACACACUAAUUCAACCUAAUUCCGAUAGUGUGACCAGGCUAUAUUGUAACGUGGGAAGUAUUAACGCUGGCACAGUUUCAUUUUUGAGUAUGGAUUUGUCCAAGGAUUCGUCGAAGGGGAGCUUAUCAAGACAGGAUCUCGGGGGAUCUUCCAUCUCAUCCCUCUCCAAAGGCAAACAGAUUUUCCAAGGUCAUAGAGAAGUGUUUACACACUUCAUUUCACUACCAUUAGCCACACACUCUAAGCUGCAGGAUGAGGUUAAGGGUUUUCAGGCUUCUGUAGUGAAUAUGGGUUUCCACGAAUCAUUGCUUGUUUCGCCAAGUAAAUUACAUUUGACUGUGGUUAUGCUAAACUUAAAGGACGUGAAAGAUUUGGAUAAAGCUAAGCGUGUCCUUAAGGAUAUUUCUAAAAAUGUGAAUGAUGCUUUGGAUAACCGACCUGUCGCCAUACGACUUAGAGGAUUGGAAUGUAUGGAGGAAUCUUUAGACAAAACCCGGGUGCUCUAUGCACCUGUUGAAGAAGUUGGGAAUGUAGGCCGUCUACUGAGGGCAUGUCAUGUUAUGAUCGAUGCAUUUGUGCCUGAUAAACUUGCUGCGGAAAAAGAAAAGUCACGCUUGAAGCUACAUCUCACGAUGAUGAGUAAAGGGGAGACUUUUGAUGCGCGAGAGAUACAAAGAGUGUUUCGGGAAAAAGAUUGGGGUGAAUAUAAAAUAGAAAAAGCUGAUAUCUCACAACGAAUUUGGGGUUUCUCGAACGUCUACUACCCUUCCCAUGGUUCACUAACUUUUCCAGCAUAAGAAAAUGAUCAAUAGCCACGUUUAAUCAAACGUCGCAGACUCUGGUUGCCCUACGCUAGGCGACCUCCAAACGAACAAGACCAUCUAUGUCAAAACAGUGAUCAGUGGUAAUGUCAACAUAUGUAAUAUUUGUGUGGGAGUGUGAGUGUGAGUGUGAGUGUGUGUGUGUGAUUGCAGCAGCAUAUGUAAUAUAUGUGUGAUUUAAACAUCAUAAUAUGGCUUGCUAUAUCAAAAUAAACAAAAGAACUUCAUAUCUUA